Molecule: messenger RNA, 1042 nt
Organism: Limulus polyphemus (Atlantic horseshoe crab)
Lineage: Eukaryota; Metazoa; Arthropoda; Merostomata; Xiphosura; Limulidae
Product: ubiquitin-conjugating enzyme E2 U-like
Exons: 6
Coding region: 1-993 (330 amino acids)
Source: RefSeq, a predicted model, not a curated record
AUGUCUUCUAAUGUGAUAGAAUAUGCAAGGAGAGAGUUAGAACUUCUUCAAUCCAACCCGCCAUGGGGUGUAAAGGUUUGGUUGGUCGAUGAUGACAACCUCUUCGAAUGGAUGGCAGAAGUACUAGGCUUGAAGGACACUGCGUGGGAAAAUGGAAAGUUUCUUGUCUCGCUCAAGUUUGGUUCUUCGUUUUGCCUGUCUCCUCCAAUGGUGAACUUUAUCACUAUACCUUACCAUCCCAACAUACAUCCAUCAACAGGAAGGCCUUGUAUCGAAGAGUUAGACGUGCCUCAGUGCUGGUUACAAAGUUACUCAACUGGAUCUCUCUUGGUCAAUCUUCAGGUUUUGCUUGCUAGACCCUGUUUAAACAGACCCGUGAAUCCCCAAGCAGGAACCCUGUUACGGAAUGAUCCUUCGGCAUAUUAUUCUGUCGUACAACAGUGCGUCGAAAUGAGCUUACACAUAGCUGAAGAAAAUACAUUUAAUGUUAGGGGCAAUUGCCCGUUGAACCAGCCAUCCUUCGUUGGAAGCUUUAGUGAAUCAAAGAAAGAUGUACAGCAAUCUCUUCAAGAACCAAGUAGAAUAUUGAACCAGCCAUCCUUUAUAGGAAGCUCUAGUGAAUCAAAGAAAGAUGUACAGCAAUCUCUUCAAGAACCAAGUAGAAUAUUGAACCAGCCAUCCUUUAUAGGAAGCUCAAGUGAAUCAAAGAAAGAUGUGCAACAAUCUAUUCAAGAACCAAGUAGAACAUUAAAUCAGCCAUCAUUUGUAGGACGCUCCAGUGAAUCAAAGAAAGAUAUGCAGCAAUCUAUUCAAGAACCAAGUAGAACAUUAAACCAGCCAUCCUUCAAUAGAAGCUCUAGUGAACCAAAGAAAGAUCUACAGCAAUCUCUUCGAGAGACGAGAAGAACGUUCAAGUGGUUAUCUUUUGAGGCUUAUCACAAGGACUGGCAGAAACUCGGUACCUCAAAAUCUUGCCAUCGUCAUUUCACGUAACAAGAAAAUUAUAAUAAUUGUAAUAUAUAAACAAAAUCUUAUAUGAGUU